AUGGCUGCCGAUAAGGCUGCCGCUGCCUCUGGCGCUGACCUGGGCGAUGGGCUUCGAAAACGACCCGUCAACAAUACCAACCGUCCGUCGCCACAGCCUGCCAUGACCGAAUCCGAAGAUGUAAAGAAGACCGCCAAGAAGGUCGAAAAGACCCUGGUAGAAACUCUAAUUGAAUGGGAGUUUAUCAUUGCCCCGGUUCUAUUCACGUUGCUCGCCAUGUUCACGCGAUUGUGGAAAAUUGGUCUGAGUGACAUCGUGACGUGGGAUGAAGCUCACUUUGGCAAGUUCGGUAGCUACUACAUCAAGCACGAAUACUACUUUGAUGUGCAUCCUCCUCUAGGAAAGAUGCUCGUCGGUUUGUCUGGUGUUUUGGCUGGAUAUAAUGGAUCUUUCGAGUUCAAAUCCGGCGAGAAGUAUCCUGAAGAGCUCAACUUCACCUUUAUGCGCGCUUUCAACGCCCUUUUUGGUAUUCUCUGUGUCCCCAUGGCCUACUGGACCGCCCGCGAACUCCAUUUCCGCCGACCCGCUGUUUGGCUCGUUACCCUCAUGGUUCUCUGCGAGAAUUCCUAUACUACGAUUAGCCGUUUCAUACUUCUCGAUUCCAUGUUACUGUGCGGCACUGUGGCUACCGCGCUCUGCUGGGCCAAGUUCCACAACCAAAGGCACAACAGCUUCGAGCUCGAGUGGUUCUUUUGGCUGUUCAUGACUGGUUUCAGCAUCGGUUGCGUGUGCAGUGUCAAAUUGGUUGGUCUUUUUGUUACUUCCUUGGUUGGCCUAUACACCAUUGAGGAUCUCUGGAACAAGUUCGGCAACACCAAGAUGCCUGCGACAACAUUCGGCGCUCACGUGGCCUCACGCGUUGUUGGCUUGAUUGUUAUUCCUUUUCUCAUCUACAUGCUGUCCUUUGCUUUGCACUUUGCAAUUCUUGAUCGUUCUGGCCCUGGUGAUGCACAGAUGAGCUCCUUGUUCCAGGCCAACCUGAAGGGUACGGAAGUUGGAAAGAACAGCCCCUUGGAGAUUGCCUAUGGUUCACGUGCCACGCUGAAGAACAUGGGAUAUGGAGGUGGUUUGCUUCACUCCCACGUUCAGACCUACCCUGAGGGCUCCAAACAGCAGCAGGUCACUUGCUACCACCACAAAGACGCCAACAAUGACUGGUUCUUCUAUCCCAACCGCCGCGAGGAAGACUAUGACCCCGAGUCCCCCAAUCUACGAUUCAUUGGCGACGGCACCACCAUCCGCUUGGUCCACGCCCAGACUGGUCGCAAUCUCCACUCGCAUGAAAUUGCUGCCCCCAUGUCGAAAUCAGACAAGGAAGUCUCCUCUUACGGCAACCUGACUGUUGGAGACGAAAAGGAUCAUUGGAAGAUCGAAGUGGUUCGAGAUGUUUCCUCCCGAGACCGAAGCAAAAUUCGCACCUUGACCACUGCUUUCCGCCUCAAGCACGAAGUUCUCGGCUGUUACCUAAAGGGCACCAACAAGAAUCUGCCUCAGUGGGGUUUCAAGCAGAUUGAAGUCUCUUGCACCAUGGAGAAUAAUCCGCGUGACUCUUAUACUCACUGGAACGUUGAGGCGCACUGGAAUGACAAAUUGCCUGCUGGAGACCCUGGCGACUACAAGUCUCCUUUCUUCCACGACUUCAUCCACCUCAACGUGGCCAUGAUGACUUCCAACAAUGCUCUGGUGCCGGAUCCCGACAAGCAGGAUGAUCUGGCCUCGUACUGGUGGCAGUGGCCCAUUCUCCAUGUCGGUCUUCGAAUGUGUACCUGGGAUGACAGCAUUGUUAAAUACUACCUGCUCGGGAACCCCAUUGUGUACUGGGGCUCCGCCGUCAGUCUCGGCGCGGUUGGUCUCAUCGUUGCGUGGUACCUUUUGCGCUGGCAGCGAGGCUUCAGAGACCUUGAGGAAAAGGACAUUGACCAUGUUCAUUACUCGGGGAUCUAUCCGGCUGCUGGUUGGUUUCUGCAUCUCCUGCCAUUUGUCAUCAUGGCGCGUGUUACAUAUGUCCACCACUACUAUCCUGCCCUGUACUUUGCCAUUCUCACGUUCGGCUUCUUGGUGGACUGGACUGUGAGAAAUCGCAGCUCCGUAAUUCAAAACGCCACAUACGGCACUCUGUACACCAUCAUCAUUGGCCUUUAUAUCCUCUACAUUCCCAUUUGUUGGGGUAUGGUCGGGCCUAACAAGAAUUACAGCUACCUGAGGUGGUUCGACAACUGGAAAAUCAGCGAUUGA
Ustilaginoidea virens is the source of this 2235-nucleotide messenger RNA. RefSeq lists its product as uncharacterized. Gene Ontology annotation, molecular function: dolichyl-phosphate-mannose-protein mannosyltransferase activity. The record is from RefSeq and is a predicted model, not a curated record. NCBI's taxonomy places the organism in Eukaryota, Fungi, Ascomycota, Sordariomycetes, Hypocreales, Clavicipitaceae. Gene Ontology annotation, cellular component: endoplasmic reticulum; membrane. Gene Ontology annotation, biological process: protein O-linked glycosylation via mannose. The transcript has 4 exons. Bases 1 to 2235 code for a protein of 744 amino acids.